Molecule: messenger RNA, 209 nt
Organism: Rotaria socialis
Lineage: Eukaryota; Metazoa; Rotifera; Eurotatoria; Philodinida; Philodinidae
Source: the annotation of a GenBank genome assembly
AUGGCAUUAUAUGGUUGUUUGCUUUAUGUAUGGUUACCAUUGCUGGUAUUCUUGUUACAAGCAUUUCACGGUGGAUUUGCACAAAGCUACUACGAUGACAACAACAAUGGCGGAUAUGAUCCAAAUGCUCUUUGUUCAGAAGACCCAACUACAUUUGCAAUGGUAUGCACCUGUAAUGCUGGUUAUACUAACACUGGUAGCGACGACAA